ACUUAGACCCGGACCCAACAGAUGCUAAUUACCGAGCGCAACUGAGUCUCAGACACUUUUUAAAUUUUAACUCUAUUUUUAUUUGGAAUCUACAUUUUUUUAUGGAGAGAUAUUCGGAAUCUACUUCAUUAUUAUGCAUACAAUCAGAAAUUUAGAAUCAGUCCCAAAAAACAAAAACCAUGUCUAGUUUACUAAGCACUCCUCCACGUCACCGAUUCAUAAGUUUAGUUUAGGCUUUGAAAAAAAUGAAAUGGCGCGCUCAUUUUUAGGAAGCUAAUUUCUAUGUUUCUUUGUUUCCUAUGAAACCUUUUCAUAGAGCAAAUGCGCUUCAAACCUUCGCUUCUUUAGGAGCCUCUCAAUCUCCAAAGCUACCUCUCAAUGAUGUCCAUCGUUUUAUCGAUGCCCGUAUCAUCAAAACGGGCUUCAAUCCACAAACAUGCCGUUUUAACUUCCGGGUCAACGAUUUUCUCCAAAGAGGUGAAUUGUCCCACGCACGUCAACUGUUUGAUCAAAUGCCUCAGAAGAAUACAAUCUCGACGAACAUGAUGAUUUCCGGUUAUGUGAAAUCGGGCAAUCUUUCUUAUGCUAGAGAGUUGUUUGACGCCAUGGUUGAACGUACAGCAGUGACUUGGACAAUCUUGAUAGGUGGGUAUUCGCAAUCUAAUCAAUUUCGAGAAGCUUUUAAGCUUUUUGCGGCGAUGUGUAGGUGGGGGACCGAACCGGAUUAUAUAACUUUUGCGACUCUCUUAUCUGGAUGCAGUGACUCAGAGACCGCGAAUGAAGUUGUUCAAGUCCAUGCCCAUAUUGUUAAAUUGGGAUUUGAUUCGACUCUCAUGGUUUGCAAUUCCUUGGUUGAUGCUUACUGCAAAAUACGUUGCCUAGAUUUAGCUUGUCAGCUUUUUCAGGAAAUGCCUGAAAGAGAUUGCGUCACUUUGAAUGCGAUGAUAACAGGGUUCUCAAGAGAUGGGAUGAAUGAAGACGCAAUAAAGCUUUUUAUGCAUAUGCAGCGUUUUGGUUUCAAGCCUUCAGAGUUUACUUUUGCCGCGGUUCUAUGUGCUGGGAUUGGAUUAGAUGACAUAGUAUUUGGGCAGCAAAUUCACUCUUUUGUGCUGAAGACCAACUUUGUUUGGAAUGUGUUUGUGGGGAAUGCUUUGCUCGAUUUCUACUCAAAGCACAGUCGUGUGCUUGAAGCAAGGAAAUUUUUUGAUGAGAUGCCAGAGUUGGAUGGCGUAUCAUACAAUGUAAUCAUCUCGGGUUACGCAUGGGAUGGGCAAAUCAAAGAGUCUCUUGAUCUUUUCCGGGAAUUACAGUAUACCAGAUUUGAUCGCAGGCAAUUCCCUCUUGCAACCUUGUUGAGCAUUGCAGCCAAUACAUUGGACUUGGAAAUGGGUCGACAAAUUCAUUCCCAAGCUAUUGUGUCAACAGCUGAUUCAGAAGUUCUGGUUGGAAAUUCUUUGGUUGACGUGUAUGCCAAAUGUGGCAGAUUUGAGGAAGCGAAAAAGAUAUUUGCAAAUUUAGCCCACAAAAGCACAGUUCCAUGGACUGCGAUGAUCUCAGGUUAUGUUCAGAAGGGACUCCAUGAAGAAAGCCUAAAACUGUUCAAUGAGAUGCGUAGAACCAAUGUAAGUGCUGACCAGGCAACUUUUGCUAGCAUCUUGAGGGCUUCUGCAAAUUUAGCCUCCCUCUCACUAGGGAAACAGUUACAUUCAUUUGUAAUCAGAUCAGGAUUUAUGUCAAAUGUAUUUUCUGGAAGUGCACUCGUAGAUAUGUAUGCAAAAUGUGGGUCAUUAAAAGAUGCACUUCAAAGUUUUCAAGAAAUGCCUGAAAGGAACCCAGUCUCUUGGAAUGCCCUAAUCUCAGCUUAUGCACAGAAUGGAGAUGGUGCAGGCACUCUUAUGUCUUUUGAACAAAUGGUCCAGUCAGGUUUUCAACCAGAUUCAGUUAGCUUUCUUAGUGUCUUAACUGCUUGCAGCCAUUGUGGGCACAUUGACAAAGCAUUGCAAUACUUCAACUCCAUGACUCAAGUUUAUAAACUUGUUCCCAAAAAAGAACACUAUGCGUCAUUGGUUGAUGUGUUGUGUCGGAGUGGACGGUUUGAUGAAGCAAAGAAGUUGAUGGCUCAAAUGCCAUUUGAACCUGAUGAGAUUAUGUGGUCAUCAGUUCUAAAUUCAUGUAGAAUUCAUAAAAAUCAAGAAUUGGCUAAGAAAGCAGCAGACCAACUUUUCAGUAUGGAAGAGCUUAGGGAUGCUGCUCCUUAUGUCAAUAUGUCCAAUAUUUAUGCAGCAGUAGGCCAGUGGGACAAUGUUGGGAAGGUAAAGAAGGCAAUGAGGGAUAGAGGACUUAAAAAGGUCCCUGCUUAUAGCUGGGUUGAAAUUGAACAUAAGAAUCAUGUCUUCUCAGCAAAUGACAAAUCCCACCCGCAAAUGGGGGAUAUCAUGAGAAAGAUUGAUAUGCUGGUGAAGCAAAUGGAAAAGGAAGGAUACAAGCCAGACACAGGUUGUGCCCUUCACAAUGUAGACGAGGAGAUCAAAGCUGAGUCUCUUAAAUAUCACAGUGAACGCUUAGCAAUUGCAUAUGCUCUGAUCAGUACACCAGAAGGGUCACCUAUACUUGUGAUGAAGAAUCUAAGAGCUUGCACAGACUGCCAUGCUGCAAUCAAGGUGAUCUCAAGGAUUGUCUCAAGGGAAAUCACAGUCAGGGAUUCAAGCAGAUUCCAUCAUUUUAGAGAUGGUUUUUGCUCUUGUGGGGACUAUUGGUGACCUUUAUAAACCCCAAAUGGGUGGAUUAUAAUGUGUCUUAAUUUCUGUUGCAGUUAAGAUUUGAUUCCCUCUUUUUUCCUCGAAUUGAUUUCCAAGAUAGAGCUAAGCGACUAAAUGACAAGAGUCUUGAGAUUGUUUGAUGGGGUUCAAGGCCCUUGGUUCAUCUUCACAGGAUGGGCGUGUCAAUGCUCUAUACUCUACCCCAUCCAUAUAUACUGAUGCAAAGUUGCUACAUAUGAAUCCUAGCCAAUCAAGACUGAUGACUUUUUCCUUGCCUGUGGACAAGGAACUACUAUUUUAGGGCGUGCUUAGGUCAAAGUCCAACCGAGACACCCAAGUAUUUGCUUGCAUUUUCAGUGCCUGUAUGUACCACCACUUGGUUUCAGCACAUACACUAUUUCAAGUGCCAAAAAGCCAGUUGUAGGUACGGGUUCAACCAGAUCAUCUGUACACAGGUUUCAGAGUAGUAAAAAAAUACUGUUGAAGUUGGUCAAGGAAACUUAAAGCUUACUAUUUCCACCACUCAAGGAAAGAUGAUAAAUUUUGUUAAUAGCAGAAGCUUGGUUGAGGAAUCAGUUGAACAAUCUUACAGUUAUUACUCUGGAUAUAAUGGAAGUGACAGAUCCUCAGAUUUUUGGGGCAUAUGUCUUCCGUCCAAUGGCAAAUUUCCCAUAAAGCAUGAAGAACAGGUUGCUUUGACUGUUCUACACGGACCGAUAGUAGAGGAAGUACAUCAACAAAUCAAUCUGUGGAUAUAUCAGGUAAUGCAGAUCAUCCAAAUGCCUAUUGGACUGGUUACUUUACAAGUAGGCCAGCGUUUAAAGGUUAUUUCAGGAUGAUGAGUGGUUAUUAUCUGGCAGCAAGGCAAUUGGAGUUCUUCAAAGGCAGGAAGAAUUCUGGGGCCAAACACUGAUGCACUAGCCAAUGCUCUGGCAAUUUCUCAACAUCAUGAUGCAGUUUGUGGUACAGAAAGAGAGCAUGUUGCUGCUGAUUAUGCAAAAUGAUUGUCGAUGGGCUAUGCAGAGGUUGUUGUUGUUUAUAAUCCCUUAGGAUGGAAGAGGGAGGAAGUAAUACGAAUUCCUCGCAGAUGGCAGGGCGGAGCAAGAGUUGUUGUUUGAAAGGACUCAGCUUUGGCCAGUCCGCGUGAAGCGUGAAACCAAUCCGCGUGAAGCAUGGAUGUCCAUUCACAUUACCUAGUAAAGGAGACUGGAGGUUUUUUUCUCUCAGAACUCGUUUUAGGAAUAAUGCAGCAUGCGCCCUUGCUAUGUAUCUCUACCCCAGUCAGAAACCAAUCCACUCCGGCCACACAUUUAAGCCCACACCAAAAGCAAAAGCAAAAGCAAAUCCAAAGCCGAAACCAUGGAAGAUGGCUGGGAGCAGCUCUUUGACAAGAGCUUCACCAACAGAGACAGGAGCACUCUGAAAAUGAAAGGUUACAUUGACGAAAGGUUUCUAGCUGCUUUAUAACCGAACACUCCAAACAUCCUCAACGUCCCCCUCUUCCUCGCAGAGGGCAAACUCUAUGGCGAAGACGGCCGGUUAGAAAUAAAGGAUACCACCGUUUGUUUAACCAUCCGCGCAGCUUAGCGUAUGAUGUUCUCAAAACUCCACGUUCCACGAUCGUGUGGUACCGUGUAGUUAACCGGACAUUGCAGCUGAAAAUCACACAGACUGUCACCCUAGACAGGGAUGACAGUGUCGGUAAUUCAGCAACGAUGGUUAUAACGCCGUUCAAAAGAAUUACUGAAACAGACAUAAAAGAGAAAAGAAAGUGCGUUUUAAUGCCGGCCUGAACGAAUUCUUGGGUCUUUGUCGUGAUGGUGGUGAAGUUGCCUGAAAAUGUUCGUUCAAGCCGGCAUUAAAACGCACUUUUUUCUCUUUUAUGUCUGUUUCGGUAAUUCUUUUGAACGGCGUUAUAACCAUUGUUGCAGAAUUACCGACACUGUCAUCCCUGUCUGGGGUGACAGUCUGUGUGAUUUUCAGCUGCAAAGUCCCGUCAACUACACGGUACCACACGAUCGUGGAACGUGGAGUUUUGAGUACAUCAUACGCUAAGCUGCACAGGAUGGUUAAACAAACGCUAAGCUGCACGGGAUGGUUAAACAAACGGUGGGGUGUUUUCUCUUUUAUGUCUGUUUGCUCACUCCUGGGGAGUGGAUUAUUACUGAAUAUAGUCAUGUUGAAAAGGAUAUAUACUCAUUUUGACUGGAAUGUCAGGCUCUCUUCACUCAGGCUCCGGGCCUUUUGCGAUCCGGUCAGGAUAUAUCACUUAGCGGCCAUUGGUAGCCUCGCACUGCUUGUUUCGAGUUCGGACCACCACUCUCACGCUGAAGUUGGGGUUGCUGUUGCUGUUUCUCUGUUUGCAAGAAUCUGUUGCUGUUUGGUAGAACUUUAUUUAGGACCUGCAAAUCUUUUAUUUUAUAUGGGUUGUAUGGAACUUAAUACUUUUUAUUAUGUCAUGUGUUUUAUGUUUUCUUAAUUAUAUGCAUUUGGUGACCCAUGUAUAUUGGGCUGAUGAUCGAGGAAGGAGCCUAUUAAGUUCUGGGUUAAGGUUUCUUAAAUUGUAUGGAAAGUAAAGAGGAAUAUCUAGAAAUGCUCUGCUUUCAAGUUUAGUAUGAAGGGAUUUUUUUUUUUUUUUUUUUUUUAAAAUAAAUUUCGGGGGUAUGAAGGUUCACAUUUUAGCUUGAGAACAUACAAGGACCUAAUUUUUUAGAAGCAAUUAAAACUACCAAGUUUUGAAGAAGUGCUUUCUAAACACACUUCUUUUUCCUUUUGGGGGUGGAAAGGAAAAUUACUUCACCAAUAAGAAUCAAGAAGUGAUUUUGACUAAUUUUAUCUUCAAUGGAAUAGGGUUGAGUUCAUUUAUUUUCAUAUGGACCAGAAGAGCAGGUAAGUACGACAUUAAACAAUGGGAAAGUAGUGAAAAUGUUCAUUGAUGAUUUUCCGUCGCUGAUUAUUAUUUGAAUCGGUUUUUGAGUGCAAAACCACGUUGCACAAACUGAUUGGAUCCGAUCAAUUAUUCAGAUAAUACAGAGAACGUCGGCUUAUUUACACUAGACCCGCAUCCACUAGACAUGCAAGUAUGCAACCUUACUAUGGGUCUUUGACAUGCAUAAGAGCAUUCUCAUCAUCACUCUCAAAUGCUAUAAAUACUAAAUUUUAGCAUUAAAAGAUAAAAAGGCAUACUCCAUCAAUGGCAUUAAUUUUGCAAUCCACUUUCCUCUCACAUGCUUUCCUUUUCGCGUUUAUCUCCUUUUUAUUUUA
Molecule: messenger RNA, 6023 nt
Organism: Quercus lobata
Lineage: Eukaryota; Viridiplantae; Streptophyta; Magnoliopsida; Fagales; Fagaceae
Product: Pentatricopeptide repeat (PPR) superfamily protein
Exons: 13
Coding region: 300-2759 (819 amino acids)
Biological process (GO): RNA modification
Molecular function (GO): protein binding; zinc ion binding; RNA binding
Source: RefSeq, a predicted model, not a curated record